Molecule: messenger RNA, 558 nt
Organism: Schistocerca americana (American grasshopper)
Lineage: Eukaryota; Metazoa; Arthropoda; Insecta; Orthoptera; Acrididae
Exons: 2
Coding region: 1-558 (185 amino acids)
Source: RefSeq, a predicted model, not a curated record
AUGUCGAUUGCGUCCUUUGACGAGUUAUUGAACAUAGUUCAUGAUGACCUGGCACCUAGUGGGAACUACGUUAGGGAUAGUAUUUCACCAGAAGAGAAACUCGUAAUCACAUUGAGGUUCCUUGCUACAGGAGAUUCCUUUAAAACUAUUUCCUUCAGCAACAGGUUGGGAAAAUCCACAGUUGGAGCUAUCGUCCAUGACACCUCUAGAGCAGUUAUCGAUGUAUUGUUAGAAGAGGUGAUGCCUGUACCGAAUGAAGAAAAAUGGAAUGCUAUAGCUGAGGAGUUUUGGACAAAACGGCAGUUUCCAAACUGCAUUGGAUCUUUAGAUAAAAAGCACGUAACAAUACAGGCUCCAAACAACUCAGGAAGUCUCUAUUGGUAUUACAAAAAAACAUAUUCCAUUGUGUUUCUUGCUCUGGUUGACCCUUGUUAUAAUUUUAUUGCAAUGGAUGUGGGAGCGUACGGAAAAAACUCUGAUAGAGGCAUUCUAGUACAUUCAAACCUUGGAAAGUCAUUGGAAAACAAUACACUUAGCAUCCCAAAGAGUAAAACUUAA